Acipenser ruthenus (sterlet) is the source of this 2576-nucleotide messenger RNA. RefSeq names its product 5,6-dihydroxyindole-2-carboxylic acid oxidase-like. The coding region runs from base 87 to 1751 and encodes 554 amino acids. Gene Ontology annotation, molecular function: oxidoreductase activity. The record is from RefSeq and is a predicted model, not a curated record. Gene Ontology annotation, biological process: melanocyte differentiation; melanosome organization. Gene Ontology annotation, cellular component: melanosome. The transcript has 8 exons. Lineage: Eukaryota; Metazoa; Chordata; Actinopteri; Acipenseriformes; Acipenseridae.
UUACGUAUUUAAAGUCAGGAUUGAAUUAAUCUGAAGAAAGAAAAACAGUGAGUCGGCCGCAGUUAGAUCAGCGACAGGAGCAGUUUAUGCAGCUGGGUCCUCUUCUUUCACCUCUCCUCUUGCUGCUAGUAACAUUGGAUAUAUUUUUUUUAACCAUGUUAGUGCGGAGAUGUAUAUUGUUCAUUGGUUUAUGUGCGACGGUGGUGCGCUCACAGUUUCCAAGAGAAUGCGUCACUGUACGGGGUCUCCAGAGCGGGGAGUGCUGCCCAUCACUGAGGGGAGACCCAGGAGACAUAUGCGGCUCCAGCACCGGACGUGGCCAGUGUGUGCAGGUGAAUGCAGACGGGCGGCCCCAUGGACCGCAGUAUCCGCACGAUGGACGGGAUGACCGUGAGCAGUGGCCACUUGCUUUCUUCAACCGUACCUGUCAAUGCAAUGGGAACUUCUCUGGGUAUAACUGUGGUCGGUGUAAGCACGGGUAUGGCGGUGUGAACUGUGACCGACUUGUUGUUGCAGUGAGGAGGAAUGUUAUGGAACUGAGCGAGGACGAGAAAAGGCGUUUUGUGAAUGCAUUAGACCGGGCCAAGCGCACUGUGCAACCUGAUUAUGUCAUAGCGAGUAGACGUUACCCAGAGAUUUUCGGACCAGAUGGCAAUACGCCACAGUUUGAAAAUAUUUCCAUUUACAAUUUCUUUGUGUGGUCUCAUUACUACUCUGUCAGCAAAACAUUCCUUGGAGCAGGGCAGCAGAGUUUUGGAGGUGUGGAUUUUUCACACGAGGGACCAGGCUUUCUCACCUGGCACAGAUAUCACCUGCUGCAGCUUGAAAGAGAUAUGCAGGAUAUGCUGCAGGACCUGUCCUUUGGUCUCCCCUACUGGAACUUUGCCAUUGGAGGGAACAACUGUGAUAUCUGCACAGAUGACUUGCUUGGGGCCAGAAGCAACUUUGUGGUUAACGCACUCAGUCCAAACUCUGUCUUCUCUCGGUGGCGAAUUCUUUGUGGAAGUAUUGAAGACUAUGAUACACUUGGGACUAUAUGUAACGGCACAGAGGGAGGUCCUAUUCAAAGAAAUCCCGGUGGGAAUGUUGCCAGGCCCAUGGUGCAGCGCCUCCCUGAACCACAAGAUGUCUCUGCGUGUUUAGAAGUUGGCCAGUUUGACACGCCGCCUUUCUAUUCCACUUCAUCAGAGAGCUUCCGAAACACUGUUGAAGGAUACAGUACACCUUCUGGGAAUUAUGAUCCACUGGUUCGCAGCUUGCAUAACCUGGCUCACCUGUUUCUGAAUGGAACUGGAGGACAAACCCACGUGUCACCCAAUGAUCCAAUUUUUGUCUUGUUGCAUACUUUCACCGAUGCAAUUUUUGAUGAGUGGUUGAGAAGGCAUAAUCCUGAUGUGACUGCUUAUCCUUUGGAAAAUGCUCCAAUUGGUCACAACGGGCAGUAUAACAUGGUUCCAUUUUGGCCUCCGGUAACCAAUGUUGAGAUGUUUGUAACUUCUGAUAACCUCGGGUACUCGUAUGAGGUUCAGUGGCCAGGUCGCCCGUAUACCAUGACUGAGAUAAUAGCGAUCGCAAUUGUAGCAGUGCUGGUUUUGGUUGCAAUCAUUUUUGCUGCUACCACAUGUGCUGUGCGUGCAAGAUCAUACGGCCAUGGUAGAAACGAAGCUCGACAACCCCUACUGGCAGAACGCUAUCGACGCUACUCUGAGGAUCAUGAAAGAAUUCAAGAAAAAACACAAUCUGUUGUGUAAAUGAGAGGCAAAAACACUGAAAGGAUAGAGUUGCUUUUCACUCUGCAUUUAAAUAUAUUUAUAAAAUGUGAGUGUGUGUAUACAAUGUUCCUGACUCUCUUCUCACAAUAUGCACCAGCCUUUAACCAACCAAAUACUUUACAGCUUGUAUCUGUACUGCCCACAGGCAUGAGACCCUUGGGGGGAGGGGGAUUGGCUGAUUUUAGUGAUAACAGUAUGUCAAGUUCAGUGCACAAUAUGGUAAAAACAAAGCGGUUUGGGCUUGUUCCUUAAAUAUCCUCAGCACCCAAAGUGGAUAGUCUCUCUAAAUGAAUAUAGGGGUUUGCUUUUUGGUUGGUAAGCUUGAGAUAUAUAUAUAUAUAUAUUAGUUGUAAAUUGGGAAGCUUUAGUUUAAUUUUUUGUGAGUACCAUAAGGGCCAUUCGAUAAUUUUUUGGUGUAGCAAACAAUAGACAGAAUUUUAUUAUUUGGAUAAUUUACUUGGGUUUAUAUGGUUAACAUUGACUUUACAUCAAUAAAGCCCAUUAGUAUUAAACCAUUCUAAUCUCCACUGACUAUGUAUUUACAAUAGUUCUUUUCACUUUUAAAUGGAUUUGGCUGGCAUCUUAAGUACUUCUAACCUUGGUUCUUACUCAUAAAGGAGUGUGUGUGUGUGUGUGAGAGAGCUAUUUCCUAAAAAGAAAAAGCAGCCGGAAGCCUUUAGCGUUUCAUGUACAGUAUAUUAUGAAAUUAACUGAGACAAGAACAUCAUGUAUCAAUUACUUGGCUAAGUAUGUGUGUGGGCUUACUUGUAAAUUUUAAACAAAUUAAACUUGUAAACCCUGUAA